Messenger RNA from Ogataea angusta, 936 nucleotides. RefSeq lists its product as uncharacterized. The coding region runs from base 1 to 936 and encodes 311 amino acids. Gene Ontology annotation, biological process: DNA damage response. Lineage: Eukaryota; Fungi; Ascomycota; Pichiomycetes; Pichiales; Pichiaceae. The record is from RefSeq and is a predicted model, not a curated record. The transcript has a single exon. Gene Ontology annotation, molecular function: single-stranded DNA binding.
AUGUCUUUUGCGCCGGGCGAACUGCCUGCCCAAUUUGCCCAGCACAACCUUAAUAUUGAUCGCAUUGAGGAUGCUGACUCAUGGUCUGCUAAAAGGUAUAACGUCGGGCCUCAAUGCAUAGAACCUGUCUACUUCUUCAAUGUGGAGCACGAGAAUACAACACCUUUGUUGCGCUAUAUGAAAUGGGGGGUGACACCAAAGUGGGCGAGUCAAAAACCGCAAAGACUGUCCACUUUCAAUGCUAGGUACGAAAACAUUGAGCGCAGCAAGAUCUGGUCCCAUUGUCUCGAUCAUAGGUGCGUUAUUCCGAUCGAGGGCUAUUUUGAAUGGAAAACCGAUUCCUCAAAAAAUAAGCAACCAUGGUUUAUCCGUCGCAAAGACCAGAAACUAAUGUUUCUUGCCGGUUUGUACUCAAUUACAAGUGAUGGCAAGUAUGAAUACACAAUCAUUACGCGGGAGGCCCCUAAACAACUAGAAUGGUUGCACUCGCGCAUGCCUGUCGUAUUGGAGCCUGGCACAUGUGACUUUGAUAACUGGCUAGGGCUUGAAGAUCCCAAUUGGCGCAAGCUGAGUGGUUUGCUCAAAGUGCACGAAAAGGAUGACCUUGAAUGGUACCAGGUGAAAAAGGAAGUUGGAAACGUGAAAAAUGACGGAGAGGAUCUGGUGAAACCCAUCAACCAGGAGAGCUUGCAGGGGUUUUUCAAGAAGGAAGAAACAAAGCCUAUCAAAAGUGAGGUCAAUGACUCAAUAGAGGACGAGGAGGAAAAAAUCUCUUUAUCUCAGGAGAUUGGCACGCAUUCUCACCAAGAGCCUGUUAUUAAAAAGGAAGAAAAAGAUAUAAAAGAAUUACCUACGAAGCGACGUAAGAAUUCGACUUCUGCCACGCCAUCGCUGCGCAAGAAACAGCACGCAAUAACGGAUUUUCUUGGCAAAUAA